CUCCGUAUUACAAAGAACCACAGCAACGCUGAACUACGCAAAAUACUACUCAGAUUGUCUGAAGAAUACUUCAAUUCAAAGCCAGAAGAAAGAGUUGCUGCAACUUUUAACAAAGAAUAUUGUGAACAACUCAACAAAGUUCUUGCAGACUUUACCAAACUACAAAAAGAAACACCUGACCCAUUCGAAUUAGGUGACACAAUUGUCAACUAUUUUCCAACAAUAACAAAGAUAAUGUUUGACAGAACUAUAUGUCAGCUUAUUGAAAGUCUUCCACCCAAAGCUGCAAAAAAAGUCGAACAGUUUUGGGUCGAAUUCAAAUUAAAGAGUUACGGAUAUCAGGAUGACGAAGAAGAACGUGAGUACGGACAAGAAACAGCAAAAUGGCAAUGUCUUAGCUCACUCAACCCCAAGUUCAAACCAUUAUUUUACUCAGACAACAACACAAUUCAAGUACGCAAAAUUGCUAUUCAUUUCGUUAACCAAGCAGAAGACAUUGAAGAAGGAGACUCUAUCUCAGUUUAUGUUUGCUACUGCAAGUUUUUCAAGGACGAAUUUGGAGGACCAAUUCUCAUGCAUGUCUUCAAGCCACAUCAGCAACUCUACGUUGAAACUGAAAUAACACUCAUGCAUGGAAUGUAUCUCAAGUUUGAAAGCCAAUUGGAAAACACAUACAACAUUUGGCUUUCAUACAUUCAGUUCGAUACACCAGAUGACUUUGAUGUUGAAGAAGAAGACUCUACUCAAGAAGAUGAACCACAAGACGCACCUGAUGAUGACGAAUUUGUACCCGAAGAAGAAGAAGAAUAUCAUUCAAGAACACCAUCAGAAGACGACCAACAAAUGGCAGAUGCAAUGGACAGUCAAGUUCCAUGA
Molecule: messenger RNA, 876 nt
Organism: Trichomonas vaginalis G3
Lineage: Eukaryota; Parabasalia; Trichomonadida; Trichomonadidae
Exons: 1
Source: RefSeq, a predicted model, not a curated record